Messenger RNA from Polyodon spathula (Mississippi paddlefish), 2340 nucleotides. RefSeq names its product V-type proton ATPase 116 kDa subunit a1. Gene Ontology annotation, biological process: vacuolar acidification; proton transmembrane transport. The record is from RefSeq and is a predicted model, not a curated record. Gene Ontology annotation, cellular component: vacuolar proton-transporting V-type ATPase complex; plasma membrane; vacuolar proton-transporting V-type ATPase, V0 domain. Bases 1 to 2340 code for a protein of 779 amino acids. Gene Ontology annotation, molecular function: ATPase binding; proton-transporting ATPase activity, rotational mechanism. The transcript is spliced from 18 exons. Lineage: Eukaryota; Metazoa; Chordata; Actinopteri; Acipenseriformes; Polyodontidae.
AUGAACUCCUUUUUUAGAAGUGAAGAAAUGUGCUUGGUCCAGCUAUUCUUUCAAACAGAAACUGCCUAUAGUUGCAUUUGUAAGCUGGGGGAACUUGGACUUGUGCAGUUUAAGGAUCUAAACCCAGGAACUGUCGCCUUCCAGCGGAAGUUUAUGAAAGAGGUCAAAAGAUGCGAAGAGAUGGAGCGAAUACUUUGGUUUCUAGAGAAGGAGAUUACAAAAUCCAACAUUCCAAUAAUGGAAGGCAGAGAAAAUGGAACGACACCUUGCCCGAGGGAUGUGCUGGAACUGGAGGCUGUCUUUGAAAAGCUAGAAAAGGAGUUAAAGGAGAUCAACUCAAAUCAUGAAGCUUUAAAACAGAACUUCACAGAAAUGAUGGAGAUUAAGCAUUUGCUCCAGAUGAUUGAAGACUUCUUUGAAGAGGCAGAAUCUCAGCUUUCCAGUUCUGAGCUCCCAUCUCAGGAUUCAGAGUCCAUGGCUGCAUCACUACGACGGACUAGCAGAAGGACGAGCAGUGUCAGUGCCGGAGGGUCCCUUAAACUGGGGUUUGUAGCUGGUGUUAUCAAGCAAGAACGAUUCCCUGCUUUUGAAAGAGUUCUGUGGAGAGUGUGCCAUGGAAAUUUUGUCUUGAGACAUGGCAAAAUUCAGGCACCGUUGGAAGAUCCUGUUGCUAGGGAGUUUGUCGAGAAGGAUGUCUUCAUCAUUUUCUUACAGGGAGAGGAAUUUAAAGGCAAGAUUAGAAAAAUAUGUGAAGGAUUCCAUGCAACUAUGUAUCCAUGCCCGGCCUCCUUAUAUGCAAGAAUGGAAAUGAGAACUCAGGUUAAGUUGCGCAUUGAGGAUCUAAACAUGGUCCUGAAGAAGACUGAUGAGCACAGGAAAAAUAUUUUAACCUCUGCAGCAGCCAGCAUUCACGAGUGGAGUAUGAAAGUGAAAAAGAUGAAAGCCAUUUAUUACACACUGAACCUCUGCAACAUAGACAUCACACAGAGGUUAAUUAUAGCUGAGAUCUGGUGUGCAGUUUCUGACCUCAGCAGAAUUCAUGCAGCAUUAGUCACAGGAUCGGAGCAGAAUGGAUCCAGUCUGGGUCCUAUAUUGAACAGAAUAAAGACAGAACAAAGCCCACCAACAUUCAACAGGACCAAUGCCUUUACUUCAGGCUUCCAAAGUAUCAUCGAUGCAUAUGGAGUGGGGAAUUACCAAGAAAUAAACCCAGCUCCAUAUAGCAUUGUUACCUUCCCAUUCCUGUUUGCUGUGAUGUUUGGAGACUGUGGACAUGGACUUAUCAUGACUCUAUUUGCUAUGUGGAUGGUUAUGCAAGAAGAACCAUUUAAAAAGCUGAAGAAUGAGCUCAGUGAUACUAUAUUUAAUGGUCGUUACAUCAUUCUUCUGAUGGGGAUUUUCUCAGUCUAUACUGGCUUCAUUUAUAACGACUGCUUCUCCAAAACAUUCAAUAUAUUUGGGUCUGCUUGGAACGUUAAAGCUAUGUUUAAGCCAAAUGGACCUUGGAGCAACCACUCAUUAGACAACUCUGCAGUGCUACAGCUGGAUCCUGCUAUCCCAGGGGUGUUUUCUGGAUAUCCUUAUCCAUUUGGCAUUGACCCUAUUUGGAAUAUUGCAUCAAAUAAAUUAACCUUCUUAAACUCUUACAAAAUGAAGAUGUCUGUGAUUGUGGGAGUUGUUCACAUGCUGUUUGGAGUCAUCCUAAGCCUAGUAAAUUACAUAUAUUUUAAGAACACACGCAACAUUUUCCUACAGUUUAUCCCUGAGAUUGUCUUCAUGGUAUGUCUUUUUGGAUAUUUGGUCUUUCUCAUCAUCUACAAGUGGUGCAUUGUAACAGUGGAUGAGUCUGAGGCAGCUCCCAGCAUUCUCCUGCUCUUUAUUAACAUGCUGCUCUUCACUUACAAUGAGCCUACAGACACUUUUCUCUACAGGAGUCAGAGAGGAGUUCAAACAUUCUUGGUUGUUACUGCUCUUUUGAUGGUACCCUGGAUGCUGUUCAUCAAGCCACUGCUAUUGUACAAAGAAGAAAAGAAUACAAAACAACUGGUGAAUUUGGGAGAUAUGUGUGUGUAUCAGGCUAUCCACACUAUUGAAUACUGCCUGGGCUGCAUUUCCAACACAGCCUCCUAUUUGCGCCUGUGGGCCCUUAGCUUGGCUCACGCUGAGCUAUCAGAGGUUCUGUGGAAGAUGGUUUUGCAGGUGGGCUUCACUGCAGGCAAUCACCUGGAAUCGGUGGUGUUGGCCGUCAUGUUUGCUGCCUUUGCUGUUCUUACUGUGGCUAUUUUGCUCGUCAUGGAGGGCCUCUCUGCAUUUCUACAUGCCCUUCGUCUGCACUGGUAG